Molecule: messenger RNA, 1693 nt
Organism: Oryza sativa Japonica Group (Japanese rice)
Lineage: Eukaryota; Viridiplantae; Streptophyta; Magnoliopsida; Poales; Poaceae
Product: anthocyanidin 5,3-O-glucosyltransferase
Molecular function (GO): UDP-glycosyltransferase activity
Source: RefSeq, a predicted model, not a curated record
CCAACCAGUGACCACACCGCAACUGAGAUCUCUCUUCCAAAGGACGAUGAAAGUGAGAGCUCCUGAGUCCUGAGCUAAUGGAGUCCAAGCCCAGCCGCAACGUCGUGCUAUACGCCGCCAUGGGCGCGGGUCACCUGCUCCCCAUGGUCGAGCUCGCCAAGCUCUUCCUCACCCGCGGCCUCGACGUCACCAUCGCCGUCCCGGCCACCCCCGGAUCGGGCACCACGGGAUCCCCCACCAUCGCCGGCAUCGCCGCCUCCAACCCCUCCAUCACCUUCCACCACCUCCCGCCGCCGCCGUCCUGCGCCGACCCCGAUCCGAACCCCCUCUUGCUCAUGCUCGACGUGCUCCGCCGGUCGGUGCCCUCCCUCGCGUCGCUCCUCCGAUCGAUCCCCUCCGUCGCGGCGCUUGUCCUCGACAUAUUCUGCGCCGAGGCAGUCGACGCCGCGGCGGCGCUCCACGUCCCCGCCUACAUAUACUUCACCUCGGCCGCGGGCGCCUUUGCCGCCUCCCUAGGCCUGAUGCACCACUACUCCACGACUACCACCAACCUCAGAGACAUGGGCAAGGCGCUCCUCCGUUUCCCCGGCGUCCCGCCGAUACCGGCAUCGGACAUGCCGUCCCUCGUGCAGGACAGAGAGGGUCGGUUUUACAAGGCGCGGGUCAAGCUGUACGCGCGCGCCAUGGAGGCGAGCGGCGUGCUGCUCAACACGUACGAGUGGCUUGAAGCGAGGGCCAUGGGUGCGCUCCGGGAGGGAGCUUGCUCCCCGGACCGCCCCACCCCGCCGGUGUACUGCGUCGGUCCGCUGGUGGCGUCAGGCGAGGAGGAGGGAGGAGGGGUGCGGCACGCGUGCCUCGCGUGGCUGGACGCGCAGCCGGCGCGGAGCGUGGUGUUCCUCUGCUUCGGCAGCAUGGGCUCCUUCUCGGCGGCGCAGCUGAAGGAGAUAGCGCGCGGGCUCGAGAGCUCCGGCCACCGGUUCCUGUGGGUGGUGCGGAGCCCGCGUCAGGAUCCGGCCAAUCUGCUCGAGCAUCUGCCGGAGCCAGACCUGGCGGCGCUGCUCCCCGAGGGGUUCUUGGAGAGGACGGCGGACAAAGGAAUGGUGGUCAAGUCAUGGGCGCCGCAGGCCAAGGUGCUACGCCACGCGGCGACGGCCGCGUUCGUCACGCACUGCGGGUGGAACUCGACGCUGGAGGGGAUCACGGCGGGGGUGCCGCUGCUGUGCUGGCCGCUGUACGCGGAGCAGAGGAUGAACAAGGUGUUCAUCGUGGAGGAGAUGAAGGUGGGCGUGGUGAUCGAUGGCUACGACGAGGAGAUGGUGAGCGCGGAGGAGGUGGAGGCGAAGGUGAGGCUGGUGAUGGAGUCGGAGGAAGGGGGGAAGCUACUGGAGAGGCUGGCCGUGGCGAGGGCGAAGGCCGUGGAGGCGCUCGCGGAAGAAGGGCCCUCGCGUGUGGCGUUUGACGAGUUUAUCGAUCGUUUGGUGACGUCCGAGUGAUCAAUCACUCAUCGUUCGGCAUUUGGGCGCUUAGCUUACCUUGUUUCCUAGAGGACCUGAGAAGAUGAUGCGGUUCGUGUUAGCGGACGACCGUGUUGGACUUGCACUCUGUGUGCUCCUGCGCCUUCUGCCCCGUUCAUUCACAAAUAAAAAAAGUUAGUAUCUGUGUUCGCUAAAUUACUUGAUGAAGGUUGAUUCUA